AUGACAAUGAAGUGUUUAAAUCAUCAAAGAUCACACAAAUUCAUUUGUUAUCAAUGUAAUUGUUUGAUGUGUUCAAAAUGUAUUACCAGUCAUAGCAAAGACCAUCCUGAUCAUUUCGAUAAAUUCGAACAUAUCGAUGACAUCACAAAUUCAUUGAGUACAUUAAAAUUAGAUGAUAUUAUUGACACAACAACUAUAACCAAUAAUCAAAUUAAUAAUGAAAUUAAUAGUACUAAUAGUAAUAGUUUCAUUUCACAAAUCAACAAUAAACUUAAAUCAAUAUGGGAAUCAUUAUUAUCAUCGACAUCCAGAUAUCAAAGACUAUCAACAACAGAGAAUGAAAUCAAACAACACUUUGAACAAUUACAUCAAUAUCUAAUCAUUGAAGAACAUAAACUACAAAGAGAUAUUAUCAAUGAUAAACAUACAAUCACAAAUCAAAUCGAUAAUAAUAUAAAUCAUUUGAAAUAUUUAAUAAAUAUUAUCAAUAUAUUUAAUAAAUUAAAUAGUAAUAAUAAUAGUGAUAAUAACAGUAAUGAUAAUAAUAAAAAUGAUACUUGUAGUAAUGAGGAUACUUCAUUGAUAUCAGACACAACAACAUUAUAUUCGACAACAACAAUAAUGGAAUCAAUAACAACAAGUUCAUCAUUACAAUCUUUCAUCAAUCAUAAUAAUCAAACAUUGUUCAAUGAACAUUUUGGUGUAUUUAAUAUUGAUUCACUUCUCAAACAACAUUCCUCAGAUUCAUCAUCAUUAUUAUUAGAUAUCAUUCAUAAAUACAACAAUCGAUUCAAUGAAUCAACAACAAACACAGACAAUAAUAACUUAAGAUUAUCAUCAUAUAAAUUAUCAAUCAAACAACCUGAUUUCAAUCAAUUGAAUUCAAUCAUUGAACAAUCAAUCAAACUUGAUCGAAUUAAAUCAACUGAAUCAAUAAAUACAACAACAAAAACAACAAACAACAAUGAUAAUAAACAAUCUUAUAUUUUUAUAACACACCAAUCAAAAGGAGCAACACUGAUCAACACAUCAAACAACAAUUCAAUUGAAGAAUUACAGUUUAAUUAUCAAUUUUCUUGUACAUACUCCUCGAUUGUUUCAAUUGGUGAAUAUAUCUAUAUAUUCGGUGGAUCAACCAAUGAAAACAAAUGGAUUAAAAUAUCAAUGAAAUCGAAAUCAGCUGAACAUAUUGAUGAUAUCGAAGGAAUCAAAGGUGAUAGUGAUAUAUCAGCUUGUUAUGAUGGUCAAGAUCAUAUCUAUUUGGUGAAUGGUUGGAAUACAAAGAAUAGAAUUGAUCGAUUCAACAUCAAGACAAUGAAAUUUGAAUCAUAUCAUCAAUUACCUGUUGGAUACGAUAGACAAGUAUCAUCAAUGAUCUUCAAAGGUUCAUUAUAUUCAAUAUCGUGGAAUAAAAAUAAGAUGUUUCAAUUCGAUUUGAUAAAUAGAACGAUAACAGAUCAUCAAAUUGACAUUUUGCCAUUCUCAGCAUGUCAUGAUAACAAUGGAAAUUUCUUCAUGUUAGGUACACGAUUCAUCAAAUACAAUGUUGAAACCAAACAAACAAUCAAUCUCAAUGCUGUUCCUCUGACAAAUGCACAGUUUCCAUUUGUAAAGUAUCAUCGAGAAUCACCAACAUCAAGUUAUAUCUAUUCAUUUGGUAUAGAUAAUGAUGAUAAUUUCAAAUAUUCAAUUGAAUCCAACCAAUGUGAACCAUUCUUUAGAGAUAUUAUUAAUCACAAUAGAGCGUGGUGUGCAUCUACUUCAAUUUCAUUAUGA
Messenger RNA from Heterostelium album PN500, 1776 nucleotides. RefSeq lists its product as uncharacterized. The coding region runs from base 1 to 1776 and encodes 591 amino acids. The record is from RefSeq and is a predicted model, not a curated record. The transcript has a single exon. NCBI's taxonomy places the organism in Eukaryota, Evosea, Eumycetozoa, Acytosteliales, Acytosteliaceae. Gene Ontology annotation, molecular function: protein binding.